AACAAGAGCUUCUACAAAAUCCAUAUUUUAAUAUUUAUAUCUUCAUGCUCGAGCAACCUGCAGAUUAUCCAAAAUCAGAAACAUAACACUUGAAGAAGCAAUUUAAUACCAGUGGGUCGGCAAGAAAGUCCUGUUCAGAAGGAUGGCUGCUGCCAUAGCGAAUCAGAACAAUGACUUAAAAUCCGUGUUACAGGAAUAUCAACCACCAGAAUGGGCCGCACAUUUGAAAAACCUGCCUCACUACAAAGUCAAACUUGCUCAGAAUAACACUGAAAUACAUGAAUGGUCCUUGUCUGGUGUACCUAAUGGAUUUGAGAUUGGCAUCAAACGAGAUGACAACACUGGCAGUAAUCUAUCAGGAAAUAAGGUCCGGAAAUUAGAAUUCACUCUAGCUGAGGCUCUUCAUCAAGGAUGUGAUACAGUUUUUACUCUAGGCAGCAUAUAUUCUAAUCAUUGCCGGUCAACUGCAAUAGCUGCACGGCGGUUUGGAAUGACAUGCUAUCUCUUCAUGAGACAAAGAGAAUCGACCACAGAUGUUGGUUGCCUAGGUAACCUCUUGCUUAACAGGCUCACUGGUACACACAUGAUAUUGACUGAGUAUCAACCAUAUGACAUCACUAUCUAUCCUAAAAUGAACAUGCUGAGAGAAAAACUGGAGAAAGAGAAUGGAUCCAAGGUGUAUGUCAUACCAGCUGGGGGAUCUUCAAAUAUUGCAAUGUUUUCUUAUCUUCAAUGCUUCAAGGAGCUUGUUGAUCAGGAUGUCCUCAAGAAUUUCACAGAUAUCGUGGUCACCAUAGGUAGUGGUGGCACUGCAUCUGGGCUUGCUAUUGGAAACUACCUUACAGGCUCACAUCUAAAGAUCCAUGCUGUGAAUAUACGAAAUAGCGUAGAAAAUCUGUACCAGCACGUACAAGAAGACCUGGACCAUAUAGGCCUAAGUGACGUCAAAGCUGAAGAUAUUUUGGAUAUUAUGGAUGGUCACAAAGGUCUUGGCUACGGCUUGUCUACUGAAGAAGAACUUGAACAUCUUGUGCAAAUUGCAUGUGAAACUGGAAUCACACUUGACCCAAUAUACACCUUGAAGUCUGCGCGUGGUAUGCUUGCGGAAAUGAAAGACAAUCCAUGUCGAUAUAAAGGCAAAAAAGUGCUGUUUAUGCAUACAGGAGGAAUGUUUGGGUUAUUCGAAGGACGAAUGAAUCGCAUUCUCGAAAAGCUCAACGUCACCAGCCGCAUACGAUAUUGGGCGAACGGCGAGGAUGUCCCUGUAUUUUAAGUGGCAUUUUUUUUACGUAAAUUCUAGUAUUUUACGCUCCAUACUGCUUGGUUACUAUUGAAACGAUUGUGUAGAACGUUACCACGGAUUAGAAUGUUAUUUGCAACCACAACUGAUAGUUUUAAUUCAAUAACUUAGCAGCCACGAGGCGGAAUAAUCCAGUUUCGAGUUCUCCAAUGCUCUGUGUUGGCCUCAUUUGUGCGCAAAAUAUUCCUAAUUGUGAGAAUAAAAGUGUGAGAUUUCAAAUGAAUUCCAUUGUUUUUCCAUGCGUUUUCUCGGGCUAUCAAUGAAMCRAAMGAAUAUGUUGCUUGGUUUUGAGGCUAACACAGAGCAAACCAGAACUCGAAAUCGGAGUAUUACGUUUAAAUUAUGUUACAGUUCAAAUGAAUAGAUAUUAUAUAGACGGUAUAUUUGAAAAUAUAGGUGCAAUAUUUACAAUAGGCCAUUUGCAUGAAAAUGCCACGUGGAACUAAAUCUGUCAUGCUGGAUGGCAAAAUACCCACUGGUGUGUUCAAAACAAAGAAAAGUCAAGCUUGACGGGCUGCGUUCCCUUUGUUUUUAAGGUUGUUUACAUUCUUUUGCCAUCCACUAUGGCGGAUUUAGUACCAUGCGACCGUUUCAUACAAAAGGCCUAUUAUAAUGAUAAAUAUCUACAAGUCUAAGAACAAAUGAAUAACGUGAAUCCAUGUCGAUCCGACAGUUUAAGAUCCAUUUAGAUGAUUAUAAUUCCGAGGAAGGAAAACAUCGUUUUAGGAAAACCCAAGUUAACGAGUCUGGAGUUCGAAUACACUGAAUAUUUCGACUCUAAUUCAAAGUCAUAAUCAUGUAAUAAUGUUGGUAUUUACAAGCCCGGAUUUUAUUUAAAAAGCUGUAAGUCCCUUGAAAUGAAUAACGUAUUUCAUUCAUUACAAAUGUCAUUUUUUAAACCAAUAAAGAGCAUCAAAGGGUCAUGUUCAACCGGCAUUCAUUGCGGUUUUUCAUUUUUCAUAUAUGGAAAAUGAGAUGGCUACUAGUACCCAUCCGCAAUACGUUUCCUUCUGUCUGUUUUAAGAUCGAAUCUGGCACUGAAUAUUUCCAUUCAAAGAGCAUAAAGGGAUAAACUAAGUUUUGUUUAUAUUACGGUGCAUCGAAGCUCGAAAGGGAUGCCGGUUGACCAUGGUCCUUUAAAAAGUGGAAACUGAAACUGAAAACAACGUCGAAGUUCGUGUAUUCAGUGAACAAACUCCAGUUGUGUGUAUCUUGUAUGUCAAAAAGAUGUAUUUAAAGCUGUAUUUAAGAAAUAGUUGUUUUGUCAAGCUUCUAAGACGACGGCAAUUAUUUAGAAUAAAAAAAUAGAGAAAAUUC
Messenger RNA from Exaiptasia diaphana, 2617 nucleotides. RefSeq names its product putative D-cysteine desulfhydrase 1, mitochondrial. The transcript has 9 exons. Gene Ontology annotation, molecular function: D-cysteine desulfhydrase activity. Bases 143 to 1273 code for a protein of 376 amino acids. NCBI's taxonomy places the organism in Eukaryota, Metazoa, Cnidaria, Anthozoa, Actiniaria, Aiptasiidae. The record is from RefSeq and is a predicted model, not a curated record.